Molecule: messenger RNA, 345 nt
Organism: Hyaloscypha bicolor E
Lineage: Eukaryota; Fungi; Ascomycota; Leotiomycetes; Helotiales; Hyaloscyphaceae
Product: 60S ribosomal protein L34
Exons: 3
Coding region: 1-345 (114 amino acids)
Biological process (GO): translation
Cellular component (GO): ribosome
Molecular function (GO): structural constituent of ribosome
Source: RefSeq, a predicted model, not a curated record
AUGGCCUCCAACAGAUUGACAUACAGACGCCGAAACCCAUACAACACCCGAUCGAACAAGGUCCGCGUUGUCAAGACCCCCGGCGGUUCCCUUCGAUACCUUCACAUCAAGAAAGCUGGUACUGCGCCCAAGUGUGGAGACUGCGGAAUUAAGUUGCCAGGAAUCCCAGCUCUUCGACCUCGUGAAUACUCCCAGAUCUCCCGACCAAAGAAGACGGUUCAACGCGCCUACGGUGGAUCAAGAUGUGCCAACUGCGUUCGGGAUCGUAUCGUUCGAGCAUUCUUGAUUGAGGAGCAGAAGAUUGUGAAGAAGGUUCUCAAAGAGUCUCAGCAAAAGAAGCGCUAA